Molecule: messenger RNA, 1134 nt
Organism: Phytomonas sp. EM1
Lineage: Eukaryota; Euglenozoa; Kinetoplastea; Trypanosomatida; Trypanosomatidae
Source: the annotation of a GenBank genome assembly
AUGGAUUUUAGUGAGCUUGGGCUCAACUUGUCUGUGCUUGUUCACCAUUUGUUUCAAAAGCAUCUUCACGACUCUAGAAAGGCUUUUUAUGAAAUUACACUGCGUACAGGAUCCGCCUGCUCUGAGCAGGAUCUCCAGUUAGUGCAAAGUAUUCAUGAAUUACGAAAAACAGACUGGUUUCAGGAAAUGGCAACACGUUACUGUGCUAUGCUAGACUUUGUCCGUGAUAAAAACAAGGCAACCAUUCAGGAGAUGCAGGAUGUCAUCAAUAACCUAUACCCCAGUGGCUGUACUACUAGUGAGUUUGCAAAUGCUGUGGAAACUUGCACCGCGUUGAUCCCAUAUACUAUCCAUACUGAUCAGGUUCUUAAGUUCCUGGAUGACCAGAGUGAUGCCUUACAUUUAAAUCGGAUAUUCGAGCUUUCGGCCCAGGAUCUGACCCAGCGUAUUGUGAAUGAUCUGCUAGUGAAGUCUAUGAUCUCGCCUCGGUGGUGGCGUGAGGAUCAUGCCACUCGUAGGGGAGCCGGCGAGGUGGUCAAAGUUACAAAGGUGGCCCUGCGUUUGUCACCACUAGAAAUUGCCAUCCAAUAUAGCAGACCGCCAUGGACCAUGAGGAGCCGUAAGAUUCACCUUGAAUCAGUUCUUUCCUUAGAGGGUCCUACCACACACAUUGCAAGACGUCUUGCCAAAUCACAUGAUUCACUGUUGGAUGAAAAAGUGUUUCAGAGACUGCUGACCAAGCUACAGCAUUUGGCUGCACAAUUAGAGCGCGUGCAGGAGAAAUCUAAAGGGGCCGUGUCGGGGGUUACUGAUGCUUUCGAUGCACUGGAGUCGGUGCCACCCGCCUUACCAGCAAAAAUGGAAUCGUCUGAUUCUCUUGUCCCAAAUUCCACGAUGAAUCAAAAACCACAAAAGGCUGAUUUAGGGUUACUCUAUCGUGAUCCAAACGAGGCACUACACAACGUGGAUCUCAAUGACGCAGACGAGCUUACGACGAACGAGUUCAAGGAGUUCAUGAAUAAGGAAUUCCAAAAGGUAGCCAUCAAACCAGGUGAUCCGGGCUAUACGUAUGACAAACGUGUUGAAGUAAACCCAACUAAGGAGAGUACAUGGGAUGACUCGGAAUCAGACUAG